This is a messenger RNA of Passer montanus (Eurasian tree sparrow), 11108 nucleotides long. RefSeq names its product epidermal growth factor receptor (gene EGFR). Gene Ontology annotation, biological process: cell surface receptor protein tyrosine kinase signaling pathway; multicellular organism development; protein phosphorylation. Bases 357 to 4028 code for a protein of 1223 amino acids. Gene Ontology annotation, cellular component: basal plasma membrane; signaling receptor complex. The record is from RefSeq and is a predicted model, not a curated record. Gene Ontology annotation, molecular function: ATP binding; epidermal growth factor receptor activity; epidermal growth factor binding. The transcript has 28 exons. NCBI's taxonomy places the organism in Eukaryota, Metazoa, Chordata, Aves, Passeriformes, Passeridae.
GCUCCGCGACCGAGUGGAGAGCGCAGCCGGGCGCACCCCGUCCCACAGCCGGCUCCAGCCGCUCCGCAAGCCCUUGUGCAUCCGCCGCCGCCUGCAGCAGGAGGAGCAGAGGUGGGAGGAGGAGGAGGAGGAAGGCGGCAGCCCGCCCGCAGCGGGGCACGCACGUGUGCGCGCAGACCUCGACGGCCGCCCUCCAGCAUGCUGCUCGGACCCGCGCAGGGCUGAGCGCCGGAGAGGAGCUGAUCGCUGCGGCGGGAGAAGAGCAGAGGGGAGCCGGAGCGGCUCCGCGGAAUCACCCGUGCGCCCGUCCCGUCCGACCCGCACGCAGUCCGCCGAGGGAGCGGCGGUCCCGCAGCAUGGGCGGCCGCAGCCCCCGCGCUGCCGCCGGGCCCCGCCGCGCCGCUGUCCUGGUGCUGCUGCUGGGGCGCCUCGCUCUCUGCCUCGCCGUGGAGGGAAAGAAAGUUUGUCAAGGGACAAAUAACAAGCUGACUCAGCUGGGACAUGUGGAAGACCAUUUCACCAGCCUGCAGAGGAUGUACAACAAUUGCGAGGUGGUACUCAGCAACCUGGAGAUUACAUAUGUGGAGCACAAUCGUGACCUCUCUUUCCUGAAGACAAUACAGGAGGUUGCAGGCUAUGUGCUCAUCGCCCUUAACAUGGUGGAUGUCAUUCCCCUCGAAAACCUUCAGAUCAUCCGAGGCAACGUGCUGUAUGACAACUCUUAUGCCCUGGCUGUUUUAUCCAACUACCACAUGAAUAAAACACAGGGACUCCGACAGUUGCCAAUGAAGCGGCUUUCAGAAAUUCUCAAUGGAGGUGUUAAAAUCAGCAACAACCCCAAACUGUGCAACAUGGAUACUGUUCUUUGGAAUGACAUCAUCGACACAAGCAAGAAACCUCCAAAAGUGCUUGAAUUUGCAAGCAACCUGUCUUCUUGUCCCAAAUGCCAUCAGAACUGUACAGAAGACCACUGCUGGGGUCCUGGUGAACAAAACUGCCAGACAUUAACAAAAGUCAUCUGUGCUCAGCAGUGCUCUGGUCGGUGCAGGGGAAAGGUGCCCAGCGACUGCUGCCACAACCAGUGUGCCGCGGGGUGCACCGGGCCUCGGGAGAGUGACUGCCUGGCAUGCCGCAAGUUUCGGGAUGAUGCUACGUGCAAGGAUACAUGUCCCCCCUUGGUCCUGUAUAACCCCACCACUUACCAGAUGGAUGUGAACCCUGAAGGAAAAUACAGCUUUGGAGCCACUUGUGUGAAGGAAUGUCCACACAACUACGUGGUAACAGACCACGGCUCCUGUGUUCGCUCAUGCAACGCUGAUACUUACGAAGUGGAAGAAAAUGGUGUUCGGAAGUGUAAAAAGUGUGAUGGGCUAUGCAGCAAAGUGUGCAAUGGCAUUGGAAUAGGUGAACUUAAAGGGAUCCUCUCCAUAAAUGCUACAAAUAUCGACUCCUUCAAAAACUGCACCAAGAUCAAUGGGGAUGUCAGCAUUCUCCCAGUUGCAUUUCUAGGUGAUGCCUUCACGAAGACCCUACCUUUGGAUCCCAAGAAACUGGAUGUCUUCAAAACAGUCAAAGAAAUAUCAGGAUUUUUGUUAAUUCAAGCCUGGCCUGAGAAUGCUACUGAUCUCUAUGCUUUCGAAAAUCUGGAGAUUAUACGAGGCAGAACAAAGCAGCAUGGCCAGUAUUCCCUUGCCGUUGUUAACUUGAAAAUACAGUCCCUAGGGCUGCGCUCCCUCAAGGAAAUAAGUGAUGGAGAUGUUGCCAUUAUGAAGAACAAGAACCUCUGCUAUGCUGACACCAUGGACUGGAACAGCCUGUUUGCAACUGAGAGCCAGAAAACGAAGAUUUUACACAAUAGAGAUAAAAAUGAGUGUGCCGCUGCCAAGCAUGUUUGUGACCCCCUGUGCUCAGACGUAGGCUGCUGGGGCCCAGGGCCCUUCCACUGCUUCUCCUGCAGGUUUUUUGAUCGUCAGAAGGAAUGUGUGAAACAGUGCAACAUCCUGCAAGGGGAGCCAAGAGAGUUUGAAAAGGACUCCAAGUGCCUCCCCUGCCACCCUGAGUGCCUGGUGCAAAACUCCACCAUGUACAAUGCAACCUGCACUGGACCUGGCCCUGACAAUUGCAUGAAGUGUGCCCAUUUCAUAGAUGGCCCUCACUGUGUGAAAUCCUGCCCAGCAGGGGUUCUGGGUGAGAAUGACACCCUCGUCUGGAAAUAUGCUGAUGGGAAUAAUGUUUGCCAGCUCUGCCAUCCAAACUGCACCCGGGGGUGCAAAGGGCCAGGUCUUGAAGGCUGUCCAAAUGGCUCCAAGAUCCCCUCUAUCGCCGCCGGUGUUGUCGGAGGGCUCCUGUGCCUGGUGGUGGUGGGCCUGGGCAUCGGCCUCUACCUGCGGAGACGCCACAUCGUCAGGAAGCGCACCCUGCGCCGCCUGCUGCAGGAGAGGGAGCUUGUUGAACCACUGACACCCAGUGGGGAGGCACCAAACCAGGCUCAUCUGAGAAUUCUAAAGGAAACAGAAUUUAAAAAGGUCAAAGUUUUAGGCUCUGGAGCUUUUGGCACUGUUUAUAAGGGACUUUGGAUCCCAGAAGGAGAGAAGGUUAAAAUUCCUGUUGCUAUUAAAGAGUUGAGAGAGGCUACAUCACCAAAAGCCAACAAGGAAAUACUUGAUGAAGCUUACGUGAUGGCUAGUGUUGACAAUCCUCAUGUGUGCCGCUUGUUGGGAAUCUGCCUCACUUCAACUGUUCAGCUUAUCACACAGCUGAUGCCUUAUGGCUGCCUCCUGGAUUACAUCCGAGAGCACAAGGACAACAUCGGCUCGCAGUACCUCCUCAACUGGUGUGUGCAGAUUGCAAAGGGAAUGAACUAUCUGGAGGAACGGCGCCUGGUGCACCGUGACCUUGCUGCCAGGAACGUCCUUGUUAAGACUCCUCAACAUGUGAAAAUCACGGACUUCGGGCUGGCAAAGCUGCUCGGUGCAGACGAGAAGGAAUAUCAUGCUGAGGGAGGCAAGGUUCCUAUCAAAUGGAUGGCAUUGGAGUCAAUUUUACACCGGAUUUACACUCAUCAAAGUGAUGUCUGGAGUUAUGGUGUGACAGUUUGGGAGCUGAUGACAUUUGGUUCCAAGCCGUAUGAAGGGAUCCCUGCCAGUGAGAUCUCCUCUGUCCUGGAGAAGGGCGAGCGUUUGCCGCAGCCCCCCAUCUGUACCAUUGACGUGUACAUGAUCAUGGUCAAAUGCUGGAUGAUCGAUGCAGACAGCCGUCCCAAGUUUCGUGAGCUGAUAGCUGAAUUCUCAAAAAUGGCCCGUGACCCUCCACGCUAUCUUGUUAUACAGGGAGAUGAUAGGAUGCACCUGCCCAGCCCUACGGACUCCAAGUUUUAUCGCACCCUGAUGGAGGAGGAGGACAUGGAGGAUAUAGUGGAUGCAGAUGAGUACCUCGUGCCACACCAGGGCUUUUUCAACAGCCCUUCAACGUCUCGCACUCCUCUCUUGAGUUCACUGAGUGCUACCAGCAACAACUCUGCUACAACCUGCAUUGACAGGAACGGGCAGGGGCACCCUGUGCGGGAAGACAGCUUUGUCCAGAGGUAUAGCUCAGACCCAACAGGUGCUUUCUUGGAGGACAGCCUAGAUGACAGCUUCCUACCAGCCCCAGAGUAUGUAAACCAACUGAUGCCCCAGAAAGCAUCUGCCUCAGCAGUCCAGAAUCCAAUCUACAACAACUUCUCUCUCACAGCAAACUCAAAGGUCCCCACAGACUCCAGCUACCAGAAUUCACACAGCACAGCUGUGGACAACCCUGAGUAUCUCAACACCAACCAGUCUCCCCUGACCAAGACAGUGUUUGAGAGCUCUCCCUACUGGAUCCAGGCAGGCAACCACCAAAUAAACCUGGACAAUCCUGACUACCAGCAGGACUUCUUACCGAAGGAAACCAAAUCUAAUGGUCUCUUGAAAGUUCCUGCAGCAGAAAACCCAGAGUACUUGAGGGUAGCAGCACCAAAAAGUGAAUACAUUGAAGCCUCAGCAUGACCAUAGAGAAUUUCUUCUUGCAGCAAGGCAAGCUGGAUAAGUGAACUGUUGACUGCUGCAAGAGUAGACUCUGGCUCAGAGCAAAUGGCAACCACAAUGCAUCAAAAAGCACCUCUGCUUUUCAGCAAGGGGCUUUGAAACUGCAAAGCCUGUCUGAUGGUAGUUUGGAUCUUUCCUUACCCAUUUCCAUGUAAUAACUGAGGCCCAUAGCUUGCACUCAGAUGCAUGCUGGGAUGGAGCAGGAUCUUCCUGGACUGAAGAAAUAUGGAUGCAUUCCUUUCAUUUUCAAAUGGUAGCAUGGUAAAAAGCCACUCUGGGAUGAACUCGAGAACUGUACACAUUGUACAGUCAAAUUCCUUUCUACAUUCUGUAUUUUUAUAAAUGUUUCUAACAGAAGUUUUGGAUCUUUUACAAGAUCAGAUGCUUGUACUGCUCGUCUGCUAAGUGUUGCUCAGAUCACCAGCAGAGAAAAGAAUUAUGUUCCAAACCUCCUGGAACUGAAACUGUUAUUCCAAGCCACUAGAUUUUUACAAAUUGGCUCCAUAUACUGCCUUUUGGCCCAAAGGUGAGAAGUGCAUCUGAGGGACGUGUGGGCAGUUCUGCCCAGGGCAGUAUGGAGUGGAUUGGUCUGGGGAAAAGUAGCACAAGGAGCAAAAUGGCACAAUGCAUCACCUGCUGACCACUACUGCUACAAACUGACAAGAGGAACACACCUCCAAGUCACCUAUACAUGAUUAUAAAGUUGCUCACUAGUCUGUUUUCUGAUGGUCAAACCCAAAACUUUUUUUUGUUCUGAUCCCUUAUGCAGCUGUCAAGUUGUCAAAAUGCCUUUCUCCUUCAACAAAACUGUUAAAGAUGUUGCCGUAACUGAAAAACGAAGUGUCAGAUAAUGUUUAACAGACUUCAAUUAAAUGUCAAGGAAAUGCAAAUAGUGGCAAAUUGGAGCACUCACGAGACAGACUGGAAGAACUACACUAAAUUAAACUUGACUAAGGCAAGAAACACAGGUAGUUCUGGCCGAGCAGCUUUAUUUCCCAUUUUAAAGGGACUCAAAGCAGAAAUCAUUUUCCCUUAUGCAUUUGGCAAAGAAAAGGGGUACUAUCUAAGCAGUACAUUUCACUCACUUCAAGGCAAAGUACUACCAAUUGUUGUCCCAGGCUGGGGCAGAGGCUGGAGCUGGUUACAUGUCCCUUUGGGGUUAAUAUUCUGGCAAUGCAGGAGGAGCAGUGAGAAUGAAUUAAGGAAAGAAAGAAUAAUCUAGAGUGAUGGAAAACAUUAUCUCCCUCUUCUGAAGCACAGGGUUACCUACUGCUUCUUUGAAAUAUGCAGCAUCAUCUUCUGGUUAUUAGUGUGGUAUAGGUAGGCAAGGCAAUGCUAAGAUUUUGGCUUGACAGUAUAAAUCAGUCACAGCAGGAAAAGCAGCUACUCUUUCCAGUGACCCAUAAAAUUAUUCCAUCACUAACAUUUCUUAUGAAUGUAGGAGGAAUAAAGUACCUAAAGUGUGAAUUUAGUCAGUCCUUUAGAUGCAUCCCACCAGCAGCUUGGCAGUGCUAUUUUAAUCAAACCACUAGAUCAGAAAGCAAAUUCUCAUUUGGGGACAAAGGCCCUUAACUAGUUGAAUCUUGGCAUCUUGCUUGAGGGUAGCAUAAGCAGCUGACUUGGAGAAGAUCUGUAGUCUGUAUUAAGUAGCAAGAAACAGUCAAAUUUAUGCUGCUGCUGUGUUUAGAAUACAUCAUUAUGUGUUUCAGUUUAGGUAUUGCAUCUGAAGUCCAGGAUCAAGCAGCAAAUCCUUGGAGCACUGUUUUUACGGAUUUACCGAGGAAAGGAAACCUUCAGUCAUGUGAAAUGAGCCCUUUUUAAAGUAACAUGCAUUAGCAGUUUGUAUGUGUACAGCUCAUGGGUGCCACUACAGUACAGGGUGAAGUGCCAUGUUGGGUCAGAAUCCAGAGAUUGCUCUGUUUGGUAGAUGUGUCUCACCAUGGCCAAGUCCCAGACACGGCAGUGUGGAAGAUGCAAUGUUUGACUUGGAUUAUCAGUGGCUUUUAUUUAAAACAGUAACCAAGAUUCAGUUCCCAUGUCCAAUUAGCAGCAGAUUUCUCCUUGCAUUCCUGGGAGCAGAUUUGUUGUGUUGCUCUCACAAGUGUGCAACAUGUGCACACAGGCAGUGCUGCUUUCCCCCACCCACUGCCCUGGCAGAAAUGUACAUAAAACUAAAAAAAGAUCUUAACAGAAUUCACAGAUAAUUUUUCAGUUUGCUGAAGUUGUUAUGCCUCCAAGCAGAACACUAGAAAAUCACAUAGUGCAUAUUCUCCCACAGAAUCUUUCAAACACUACUGCACAAAGGAAUUUACUGAUUUUAAUCUGUUUAAUCUGUUAGCUAAAACAGGAAAGCCACUGAGAAAUAGCAUUAUGUAUCACCAGCAUUAUGUAGCAUGAAUAGAGGUUAAUGCUUGCCCUUUUAAAACAAUUCAGGAGGGAUUCAGUAGCAACUCAUUGCUAGAAACAAGGAGAUUCAUCUAAAAAUUAAGCAAAGUUCGAAAGAACAUCUCUCUUUGAAUGUCAUGUUUUUGAUGAAAAAAGUAGGAAAGAGGAUGUAGGACCACAAACUCUUGAUACAAAUGUAGAUUCCAGAUUGGCGGGAUCAACUAUAUAUUGUGAAGUAUUUCUGGUACAUGGCAUCUUGUAAGCCAUGAUUUGUAAGUUGGCAGCUCAGUAAUGAUUCAAAAGCCAGCAAAAAAUAAAAACUAGGUAGUGCCUGCAGGGGCAGAUAGAGUGGCACUGGGAGCAGAUGGGAUUGUGCAGCAAAUGGCUGUGGCUGGAAGCACAGGUGCUGUGCAGGGUGAUGCUCACAGGUAACAGAUAAUAGCAAUAUACCAAAUCAUUUCCACCAGGAUUAAAAAAAACCAAAAAACAAAACACAAGUAAGCAGCAGAAAUGCCCUGGUUUUGCCAUUGCAGUUCACUGAACAUUAAACAGCAAGGAGAUCCCAGCAGAUUGUGUGUGCUCAUACAGGAGACCAUGGUUAAGCAGCAUAAAUCAACAUCCAGAAAUAACUUGAAAGGUCAGCUGGAGGUGUGGGUAGAAAAGGCUGAUUUUAAAGACACAGCUAAAUAGGGAAAUGUAGCAUUCUGAAGCCUCUUCUGAAAGCCAACAGUCUUACCGCUUGAGAAAGAUAAAAUUUCCCUUUUACUGUAUUUCUCAUGGAAGACCAAAUAAAACAUAAGUUAGCCUUAGCAUCUAUCAUAAAGCUGUAGUUAUUGCAGAACUCCUUUUGCAAUAAUAAUUUAGGACUUUUAAUAACUUCUAAGUGUAUGAAAAUGUAAUUUAAGAGUCUUCAUCUUACUUUGAUCUUUUGCAGUGACUGUGUGCAGUGUCAGUGCACUUGAUUUCAUUGUGGGCCUUGGGUUGUUUUCUUCUGCUGCAAGGCAGUUGAUCUGGGAAAUUUUCUUCCUCUUGCAAUUGAUUUUGUUGAGUAAAUUCAUCCAGAGGCCAGGGGCUUGCUGUUGUUCCCAGCUGACAAUCAACACUGAAGUAAGCUUUUUUAGAGAGAGCGGUUGGAAACAGAUGGUGGUUUCUGGAAUGCCUUGGGGUGAUGCCCCAUCCCACCAACUUCACCAUGACUUGAAGCCUGCCCUAGCAUUAGGAAAUGUGGUCCUGCAGUUUGUUUGAAAGGAAGGGACUUGUAUAGGAAGAGUAAUGCCAGGGAAGGGCUGCAGCUGACCAGUCCAUACCUGAGACAGCUGCUGAGUUUGCACAGGGACAUCACUGAGGCCAUUGACUGUUCCUGCAGGUACAGUGCUCCUGUCUUGAACCCAGCUUGAUGUGAAGUGGGUUGCAGAGACUGCUGGUGUGAAAACCAAUGUACAUGGCAUUUGUACUACAGGGGGUAUCUCUUCUCUUCCCUGGGGGCGUAGUUAGGGUUACAACAAUGUCACAGGACCCCAAACAGCUUGAAGAAAUCCCAUCAAAAGGUGCCUGGGGUGUUCUUGGUCUGUCUGCGGGUGCUCCAGGUUGCCAAAAACAAACUUUGCAUUUCCAAACAAGGGCUCAUUUUUCACAUUCAACAUUUUCUGUUAGUAUGACCACUGCCUGUCAAAUGAGCAGUUACGGUACUCUGGCCAUUGUUUCCCCCAAAGCUUCUCUAUGAGAAAACACUUGAAUCAGGACAAAGUAUGAAAAUUUACCUGUGUCCUCCUUCUUGGUGGAAACUGUAUACUCAUGAAAUGUCAGACUGUGUACAACACUUAGCAGGAGUGCUUUGUAAUGUUUUAUCACCACUGGUUCAAAUUUUUAUAUUGGGAUCCCAUUUUCUAGCUUUCUUCUUAUAAAUGUUCCCUCUUUGUUCUGACAGACAACUUUCAAGAAGCCUUUUUAAAUAAUAAAAAAAAAUAGAAAAAAAAAGUUUAUGCAAAAGAAAAACUUGACACCUUCAAGUAGCUUGUCAAAUGGGCUGCAUUAGGACCAAAGAUGUAACGUCUUGUUUUCUUGCUUUAAAGGAAUAAGGUAUUGAUCACCACUUCCACAGCCUCUUUUUAUAGAAAAGAGCUACAGAACUCCACCCUUCAUUGGGGCAGGGUCAGACCUCCACUGAGCAGAGACUUUGGCAGGAGGGUGAGGCCUGUCCAUAGAAAACCAAACUGAAUAUCAGGACCAUGUAUCACUUCAGGGCCAAACCUACAACCUCUGCUCUGUAUUGCACUUAAUGCAAUAUCUAAACAGAGACAUAGCCAAGAAAAAAGAAGCAAAAGAAGCCAAGAAAAAAGAAGCAAAUGAUAUUUUGGCUCAGUAUCAGAAAAAAUACGAUGAUGUGAAGAUGAGGCAUGAUAAAAUAACUUCUUUGUGUGAGGAAGUGUGUAGGCAGGCAGUGAGACUUUAAAACAGUAACACUUUUGGUUAUGUAUUACUUUAAUUAUGCAGGACAGUUGAAAUCACGGAGCUUCCAUGAUGUGCUUUGCUUUCUGCCAUGUUUCCUGCCUGCUUUUGAUGUCUGGUGUUAGGCAGAUCACCACCUCUAUCACCAUGGCUUGUGUGGACUGAGAAUUGUGGGUCCAUGCAGUCCUUCUUUUUAUGCAGGGAGAGAAAAGUGCAGCCAUAGUUGGCUGUACUACAGUUAGUGAUCAAGCUAAGCACUCAACAGCAUCCAAAAAUGGCUUUCCCAAGGGAAAAAAAUGGUAACUGAAGACCUACCUGGCAAAAGACACAGCACUUGUUGCACUGAUGAAGUCAGCAGUCAGAAUGUUGAACACCUUCAGCCAAGAUUUGGGGCUGGUGUUCCAUCAACUUUGCUGUCAUCUAGCAUGGUGCAGAUGGGGUUGUCUGGAUGUGCAGCAGCACAGGUCCUAUGGUCUCUUUCUAUCUUUCACUUUGAAGUAAUGGAUUUUUCUGAUUAAUAAGGUGAAAACCAGAAACCAAAAGAAAGAAAACCAGAAAUCAAAAAUGCCUCUAACAACUGGACUGGUAGAAGGUGUUGUUCCUAUACAGCCAAUACAGUACAUAAUUUCCAGUCAGGCUGGAAUUUAUCUCGACUCUUCUCCUUACCUCCCACAAGCUAGCUGGAGAGUGUGCAUUUGCAACCACCAUCAAUGUUAUCCUCAUAUUUUAUUAAAGGGAAUAAUCAAAGUAGUUGUCUACAAUGGUAGGAGGCUUGGCUCAUAUACCUACAUUCCCUUUUUAAUCCUACAUUCCUAAUUGUGUUCUCCUUGAAAUUAAUGAGAUGUUUAAAUUGAUUACAGUGAGAGUAUAAAACAAGGCUAAUGUUGAGUGAUUUUUGAAAAUCCCUCACAAUAAUCAGAGAUCCUAUGGAUCCAUUGCCCAUUUUAGGCUGCUUUGUAUUGAUGCAAUCAACCGAAUAUAAGGUAUGAUGACUUGGUUUUAAUAAACUGUCAAGCAAUAUAUCCACAGAUACAGAUGGUACCUUCAGAGCAUUGUAAAGUUACUCAACUAUGAAAGCACUAUUUGUAAAAUAAGAAACUCUUGACUUUUAUAUGGUUUAAUGGUUUAUACUGUUGAUCAAAGAUUGUUUGUAUAUGAGCGAUGAAAAAAUGAGGUGUAUAUUAUUCUUUUUAAUUGUUUUUAAUUUUUGGAGGACUUUUAUUGUAAUAUACUGUUGUAUUUGGGGGGAACAAAAAGCAGUGGCUAGCUUGUAGCUUGUAGCCAGAGGAGAACUCACAGUAAGGGUUCUUUAUUGAUGGACUUAGAUUUUUUUUUUUCUGGUAAAAUUUGUCACCUUGGGGAUUUAUCCAGAGCUUAGUGAAGCUAGUAACAGCACUCUUUCCUCUCUUCAACAGCACUCUUUUCUCUGCAUGCACAGUGCUGGAGUUUCAUAAUGUGAGCAAUAAUACAGGCAACCCUUGUGACCAAUGGAAGUGCAAUAUGAAAGCCCAGGUGCUGCUUAUCAGGGCCUAGAAAAAGCUGCUCUUUUAUGUGUCAGGUUCCCACUUCACUUCCAUGACAAGAGCAGAAGCAGAGUGAAAGCAAUCCAUCAAAGGCUGAUCUAUGUGGCAUAUGAAGCCAUAGUGUUGGCCAUUUCCAAAGUACAUAGCUAAGGCAAAAUAAAGUCUCAACCAGAGUUACACUGGUGACUUGAAUUGUUGUACUAUACUAGUCAGGAAGAGAAAUUCUGUUAGUGAAGGCAGCCAAAUGAAGCCCCAGUGUACCCUGAGUAUGUGUAUUUAACAUCCAACUGGUGGAACAUGUGGCUGACAAAGAUUAAAGGAAUUGCAGGGUCUUCAGCAUAACAGCAAAAUACACAGCAUUGGCAAGACAGUAAAGAGGAGAGGAGCUGGAAUUGUCAGUAUACAUUCAGCCUGGAUAGGUCCCUGGUAUCACAAUUAGUAAAUGAAAUAAUUUUUGUCUUUAUAGAUUAAUUUUGUACACAGGAAAAAAAAAAGCCACAAUAGCACCUUUCUCAUUUUCAUCUUUCCAUCCAAACCCUUUCAGUACAUAGGCUGCAUGUUUUACCAGCUCUACCUAUUUUAUGCAGAAAUUAUGUAGUCUUAAUCUUCAUAUUACUGGUUCUCAGAAAUGUCUAAUGCGUAUUAAUGCAUGAUAUUUUUAUUUUAAUAAAAGUAAUUAAAUAAA